AUGUCACCCCAAACAAAAAUAGACCGAUCUUUCAGCGCCUUGACGCCUGCCUUGUCAGAAUGGAUACUCGAGGCUGUGGAUUCCAUGGGCUUCGUGAAAACCACGCCUGUGCAACAUGCAGCCAUCCCUAUGUUCAUGAAGAACUCUGAUGUUGUCGUCGAAGCCGUCACGGGGAGUGGAAAGACUCUAGCUUACCUGAUACCCAUAAUUGAGCGCUUGCUGCGACUUGAUGCACCCAUAAAAAAGCAUCACGUGGGUGCUAUUAUCAUCUCACCAACAAGAGAACUUGCAACACAGAUCCACACAGUACUCUCGUCACUUCUCAGGUUUCAUGCGCCCUCUGCAGCUCUGUUGGAUCCCGAAGAUGAAGACACCGAUAUGGAGGACGCGGAUGCUCCGCCAAAGCCGACUUUCCCGCCAGGGACGUUGAAGGUCAUACCCCAGCUUCUUCUUGGUGGAUCGGUAACGCCAGCCCAGGAUCUAAGUAGAUUUCUCAAGUCAUCUACCAACGUACUUAUCGGCACACCGGGACGCCUACUCGAACUCCUCUCCUCACCACAUGUGCAUUGCUCACAAUCAUCCUUCGAUGCUCUUGUACUUGACGAAGCCGACCGUCUUCUAGAUCUUGGCUUCAAGGACGACCUACAGAGGAUUCUCUCCCGACUACCGAAGCAACGCCGGACCGGUCUCUUCAGUGCUAGUGUUUCGGAGGCUGUCGACCAGCUGAUUCGCGUUGGGCUCCGGAAUCCCGUUCGUAUCGCAGUCAAAGUCAAGGCACGAGCUGCACCCAACAGUGCGACAGGUGAGAUGGGCGCCAUCGAAGACAAGAAAACACCAGCGAGUUUGCAAAUGUCCUACCUUACUAUACCCGCCUCGCAUAAGCUACCCGCUAUUAAGAAAGUGCUUUCGUCCUUACAGCCGCAGCCGCAAAAGUCCAUCAUGUAUCUGGCGACAUGCUUCUCGGUCGAUUACUUCCAACACAUAUUACCUGAAGUUCUUAAAGGGUAUACCAUCGUGCCUCUGCACGGCAAACUACCGGACAAAGUCAGAAACCGCAACUUCAUAAAAUUCGUCGAAAGCGUCACACCCUCCAUCCUUCUCACCACAGACGUCGCUGCUCGUGGUCUCGAUAUCCCGUCAGUGGAUCUUGUCCUUCAACUUGAUGCUCCAAGUGAUCCGAAAACUUUCAUUCAUCGCUGCGGACGCGCUGGUCGAGCAGGCCGCAAGGGCUUGGCCAUUACAUUCCUCAGUCCGGGACGAGAAGAAGAUUAUAUCGAGUUCCUCAGAGUUCGGCAGACUCCAGUAUCGCCUUUUACCACACCUGACGUUACGGUGACUGCGGAAGAGGCAGCAGCCAUGAGUAACCGGAUAAGAAAGGUGGUCAAGUCUGACAGGGCGUUGUUCGACAAAGCACAACGAGGAUUUGUCUCGUGGGUCCGCGCUUACAGCAAGCAUACUGCCAGUUCUAUCUUCCGUAUUCCAGACCUCGAUUGGACAGAGCAUGGUAACGCAUGGGGUCUGCUUAAGCUACCAAGCAUGCCAGAAUUGAAGAAGUGGGAAGGAGACCGGAGUUUAGGUGUGGUCAUGGAUUUCAGUACCUACGCAUACAAGGACAAAGCGCGGGAACAACAACGACAAGUCGAGCAGAGCGAGUACGAGGCAAACAAGGCCGAGGGGAAAAAGCGAUAUGUUACAGAAGAUAAAAAAGCCUCAGCGUGGACGCAGCAGAAGGAUCAGAAGGCACUCAAGGAACAACGGAGAGAGAAGAAGGCAGCGAAGCGCGAACAUGAUCGUGUGGCGGCGUUGACAGAAGAUGAGCGCAAGGAGGAGGAACGAGUAAAGGGCAUGAUUGAGCAGGUGCGAAAGAAGGUAGCGGCAAAAGAAGCACAAGAUGCGGCGGACGAGUUUCAAGGGUUUAGCGAUUGA
Alternaria atra is the source of this 1926-nucleotide messenger RNA. RefSeq lists its product as uncharacterized. The transcript has 2 exons. The coding region runs from base 1 to 1926 and encodes 641 amino acids. Gene Ontology annotation, cellular component: nucleolus. Gene Ontology annotation, molecular function: ATP binding; RNA helicase activity; nucleic acid binding. The record is from RefSeq and is a predicted model, not a curated record. NCBI's taxonomy places the organism in Eukaryota, Fungi, Ascomycota, Dothideomycetes, Pleosporales, Pleosporaceae.